Messenger RNA from Protopolystoma xenopodis, 540 nucleotides. The record is from the annotation of a GenBank genome assembly. Lineage: Eukaryota; Metazoa; Platyhelminthes; Monogenea; Polystomatidea; Polystomatidae.
AUGCUCCUCUUCAAAGUUAAUUCUGCAAUGGCAGCAAAGAAGAAUCUGGCCGAUAUUUUGCCCCCAAAAUGGAAUAAAUUGGCUUCCAAGAGGACCCAACGGCAAAUCACAGGUCAGCAAACCGAAAUUGAGCAAAGGAUUCCAAGCCAAACAGACCGCUUGAACGGGUUGCAUGCUUUUUCGAGGGCCAAUAAGCCAUUUGUGCCGCUGUUAGUUCGACAGCCAAAUCUGACGCGAAGUAGAACGCAAACGAAUGGCAUGAGGACCAAUUUUUUAAAGUCUGCAGUUACCGAUGCUAGUGACCCUGUAACACCUGAUCCCGGCAGGCUGCAGAAUUUCAAACGUAGUUCUUCGUUCCUGCAUACGAGACAGAAAACGAUGCCAGAGCCAAGUGGAGAGACAGUUUUAGCAUACCGGAAAUCGGCACAAAAACCUCUCGGCCUGAAACAGGGUUCGCUUAUUCAAGAGCGACAGCUGAAGCAGAAAAGGGAAUGGCCAAAAAGAGGAUUAAAGGCCAAAAGCGAGCAGUCACGAUUUGAG